AUGUCUCUCCAAUCCUACAUUGACAAAAAGGUCCUUGUCAUCACUGUCGACGGGCGGACCCUUGUCGGCACACUCCUGUCCUGCGACCAAGUCACCAACAUUGUUCUGAACGACACCGUCGAGCGCAUCAUCCGCCCUGCAGACGACCCCGAACCGAGUUCUCAGGUCAGCCAUGGUCUGUACCUAGUAAGAGGUGAUAAUAUUACCAUUGUGGGCCUUGUAGAUGAAGAACUGGAUCACAGUAUCGACUGGGAAAAGGUCAGGGGUGAAGUUAUUGGCACUACAAAGCAUGUGUGA
Molecule: messenger RNA, 297 nt
Organism: Exophiala xenobiotica
Lineage: Eukaryota; Fungi; Ascomycota; Eurotiomycetes; Chaetothyriales; Herpotrichiellaceae
Exons: 2
Coding region: 1-297 (98 amino acids)
Biological process (GO): mRNA splicing, via spliceosome
Cellular component (GO): U4/U6 x U5 tri-snRNP complex; precatalytic spliceosome; U6 snRNP
Molecular function (GO): RNA binding
Source: RefSeq, a predicted model, not a curated record